Messenger RNA from Aedes albopictus (Asian tiger mosquito), 5513 nucleotides. RefSeq lists its product as uncharacterized. The record is from RefSeq and is a predicted model, not a curated record. Bases 197 to 5380 code for a protein of 1727 amino acids. Lineage: Eukaryota; Metazoa; Arthropoda; Insecta; Diptera; Culicidae. Gene Ontology annotation, cellular component: nucleus. The transcript is spliced from 9 exons. Gene Ontology annotation, molecular function: zinc ion binding.
AUGAUGACAGCCGUUUGACAACCCGCGCGCUUGCUGUCAACUGCUGUCAAAGUGACUGGCAACAAAAGCGACAUCGGCAGAAAAUCAAUCAAAGCAAUCGCUGCCCUUCUCCGUUUUUAAGUUUUAUAUUCGCGUCGAAUCGGUUGUUGAAAGUGCUUUCGUGCUUUUGUUUGUGCGUGUUCACACGUAACGCGAAAUGACCACGAACGGCGGCGUUCCGGGCGCUGCUACCGAUGGUCCCAGAACGACCAUCAAAAAGUAUGGCCCAGGGGUGACAAUCAAGUGCUGCGUGCAGGGAUGUGUCUCCAUGUACGGCGACAUAGGCGUAAGCUUCCAUCGGUUUCCGACGAUUAACACCGCACGGGAUGUUCUGCGACGGGAACUGUGGGUGGAAGCGGCCGGGUUGCCGAAUAAUAACGACAUCAUAGACAAUUCGCUCAUUUGCGGAAGACAUUUCGAGAUGGGGAAACCGUCGCUGCCCAAUGAAAUCAGGGCUGCCAAUUGGACUCCCAGUCUCAACUUGAAGCCUAAAGUUGAGGCCAACUUUAUGAUGAAUGUCGGAGAAACCAGCAACAUUGCAGGCAUAGAUACAUCAACUAUGAUGACAACUGUUUCACCUAAACAACGAGAGGUUGUGCCCAUUUUGCCGAUAAUGGGACCACAAACCGUUCCCAAGGACCUAAACUUGCCACAAUUUUGCCGACUCUGUCUGGCAGAGGGUGUGCAAAUGGUAUUUCCAAAAGACUCCAGAGUGUACGAUCAGUUGGCCAGCAAGAUCAACGAUAAUUUACGCUUGAGGAUAACCGUAAUCGAGCUAACGCGAAGCCUGAUUUGCAAAAAAUGCUACGAAACGUUGGAGCAGUUUCAUCAGUUCCGUACCCGUUGCACCCGCCAGGAUGCCUACUUGCAUAUGAGACGGUCCUUGGAACCGGAACGGAAACAACCGCUCCGCUAUCGGGACAAUUGGUACUGGUACUCGUGCCUAGGAAAUAACAUGAACUCCGUCAUCUGGGGAUGCAGCGUCGUGUGCUGUCCGGCGUUCAUCGUUAGUCACCCGAGUGGCCGGAUUUGUGCGAAGUAUGCCAAUCACCAACACAAACAGAAGAUGGAGGACGUUAAAACGAUGUACUGCAAUGGGGAGUACGUGUUUGAUGGGUAUCGGUAUAGCUUCGAAAUGAUCAAUUUGAACCGGACGCUGACGUUCAACUGUAGAAGCCUGAAGGAUCCUCAUGGCGAAUGCACGGCCGUUCUGAUAACCAACGAUCGGAGCGAAGUUUUGACGGUGGGGCAGCACAAUCACGAGCGCGAGAUUAUCAUUGAGUCUGCGGUGAAGGACGGAACCGACGGAACGAAACGGUCCAUUACGUUGAUCCGAGGAUUUGACCGGGAGAUCGUAUUCUGCCAGGGUUACUGGUAUACGACUGUAUCGGAGCAGAGUAGCGUGUCCGACUGGAGCUGCAUCAGGGAGGGUUGCACCAGUAAGAUCGAAAUGGUUAACGGGACGGUUCAGUACUAUGGUACGCACUGCCACCUGCCGGUUUUCCUGAAAUGGGGCGCCGAGGAGGACAAGACCAUCGAACCGAAGACGACGACGUUGAUGAAGGUAGUGAAUACCUUACCACCGAAGCCAGCCAUAUCACCAAUACAACAGGCGAUACCUCCGGUUGCUCUCCGGCAGUCCACGACCAUUGUUCACUCCAGGCUACCAACAGCCACGGCACCGACGUCAAGUUUGACUGGUGUAAUACCUGCAUCAACAAUCAUAAAGACGGAACCCUCGGAGCUACAGAUCUCUUCUGUAAGUUCUUGUGCUCCCGAACCCAGCUCGGUAGCAAGGCCUCAGCUGAACCAACCUUUGGUAGUUUCCGCUGCGACAAUGGCCUCCAAAGCAACACUUCCUAUGGCAACGAACAAACUACCAACCGUUUCCGUGAGAUCCAAUCACCACAUUCAAGUGGUGAGACGAACUACAGCUCCGACGGUACGUGUUGUGCCUCACCCUCGUCCGGUACCACCACCAACUUUCAAUACGUCAACCAUCCCAACACAAGUGCAAACACCGUCCACAUCCGUAGCUGCACCACAACCGACCGUUCCUAAAAUUCUUCACGUCAUGUCCUUGAACUUAGCCAGCAAACCGGAACCAACUGUUCUGCCAGAAAUUCCGGUAUCGGCUUCCGAUCCACCUCCCAGCCCCAACUGGACCGAUCUGGUGUCAGAGAUCAAAGAAGAACCCCAAGACCCCUUGGGCGAAGACGAACCGGAAACCAUAACGGAUGAGAUUCAACCGUUCUCGGGUGAGACAAUGGCGCCACCGCAACCAGCGACCGUUGCCACCAAUCUACCGAAGCCUCCGCCGUUGACGCCACGUCCCAUGCUGCUGGUGUCCUCGGCUUCGGUGACCACCUGCAACACACUGGACGUUACCGCGCUGGAUUCGGAAUGCGCGGACAGCUUGCGGCCGAAACCGCCGACCGAAAACGUGAGCAAUCCUCAGCAUACGCUUCCGCCGGCCGAUGAAGAUGAUGACGGCCUGCACGAUCUUCAAGACGACGACGAAAUUCCACCAAUCGUGCCCAUUGAUGCCGAUGUAGUGUCAAGAAUCAUUGGCAGUGAGUACACGACCCGGAGGCUUCCCAACGGCAAGACCCAGGUCAUACGGAAGAACAUUCUUUCCCGCGGUCCUUCUGCUCUUGUUGGGACGACCGCGAAAAGACACGUUCUUCCAACCGCACCACCGCUGCCAACUCGUACGGGAACGAAAACAACCAUCCGAGUAUACGGCCCGUCGCCCACUGCGCCUAAACGGGUAUUCAGCGAUUCCGACGAGCAGAACGAUCUCUUAACUAAGAAAUCGAAAUCAACCGAGGUCACAGAUCCACCAGAAACGGCUAUUGUUGACGUUGAAAAAUCUGCCACACCAGAAGAGGAUGACCAAUUGGACCAAACGGCAGCGGAAGAUCCCAUUGCAGUGUCCAUCGAGCCCCAUCAGAAUCUACCGGACAACGAGGAUUCGCAACAAGAAAAUGAAUUUUCCAAUGAUGAGUCGGCCGAAGGGCCGACUACUCCCCAUGAAAACGAUGAAGAUCCAUCACCAGAAGAAGAGUCUUCAAAUGAUAAUGAAGUCGGAGACUCAAACAGUCCCCAUCGCAAUGGUGAAAGUAGUCCACCACAAGACAAAUCUUCCGAUGAUGAAGCAGCCAAGGAGUCGAGUACUCCCUCAAAGGACGAUGGAGACGCAGAGAUUCAGAAUGUUACAGCCACCAACGAACAAUCGGAAGCUGAAGCGCCCGACCAGCAGCAAAGCCAAUCCGAUAAGAAGCCCUCCACAUCGAGAUCGGUCCAGCUGGUGAAGCUCCAACGAACCGAGCAGAUGUUGAGCCACGAGGGUCAUCUGUAUAAGCUGAAAUGGCACAACCGGAAGCGCCACUACUGGGACUGUAUGCUGCGGGAACAGGUCAACUGUAUGGCCACGCUGGAAACGGUCAGCGAGAACAGUCAGAACUGGCGGAAGUUCCUGACGCACAACCACAAGGUUCCGAAGCCGAUCAUCAACGAAGAAUACCGCAACAGCUACCGGAUGCUAACGAGCGAAACGGGCGUCCCCAAGGUCAAGCACUUGCCCGUGCAGACGGUGAACAUAUCCGAUAUCAAGGACCAGUCGGGCCGGAUGAUAAGCAUGAUAAGGCGCAAGCUGUGCGCUUUCCGGAUCGGUCGGAUUGCGUGGGGUGCGUCGCUGCACUUUGCCAACUACGAGUACCGGAUCACCAAUGCCAUUUUCCCAGGGUUCAGGUGGAAAUGCAUCUCAUGCCAGUGCACCAUCGAGACCGAUGAAAAAUUCACCAUUUGUCAGGACAUGUCCUACGUUCACACUCAUGCACCCGUGCCGGACGUUGUCGAUUUAGUCGAUGACAUCAAAAGAUCCCAGACGCAGCUACCAGUACAAAAACCCGUUGUCCCAGCUCAGCCUAAACCUAAACAAGUGGUACCACAACAGAAUUCGAAGGAAAGUUCUACACCUGAAAAGCCGGCGGCUGAGCAAAAUGACGAAGUAUCCAGGCAGAAAGAUCCUGGUGAAGAUAGUUCGCCGAAAGAAAUUGAAGAGACCCCGAAGGACAGUUCAAACGAUAGUGAUCAACAGAAGGAACAAGUUGAAGGACCUUCCGCGAAUGCAGCGACUGCACAGGAAAAUGAAGAAAUUGAUCCAAUCGAUGCAAUGCUUCAGGAAAUUACGGGAGACCCAGGCCAAGAUAGCCUAGGUUUCCUGAAUCCUUCGACUGGUAAUUUCGAUGGCAAUGACUCGGACGACGACGAAGAAAUGACUCUAGAUCCCUCCAGCGGAGAAAUGGUAAAGAAGGGCGAUUUGAAGCGAAAAGAAGCCCGAAAGGCCCUACUCGAAGACAUCGUAGCGGACGAGGACGAUGAUGAGUUGGAAUAUCUGGAUCCACUGACCGGGGAAAUGCGGCGCAAGGGUGACGAAGCGGCCGCCAAUGAGACAGAACCGGAUCCCGAGGAGAAGAGUGCGGACCAGGAAAUAUCGGGCAAUGGCCCAUCCAAAGAUGCGAACGUGUCCAACGAAGAUUUCGAGGAACUACUCAAAAAGGACACCAGCAAAGGUUCAGCUGACACGAAAAAGAAUAGAAAACCUAAGAAGAAUUCAUUGGCGGCACUCAAAAUGGUCAUGGACGUUCACAAGCGGCUGAAAAUCCCAGAUACACGAAGGAACUUUGAGGUACUGCCCGCCCCGGAAGAUAGCGCCACCUGUCUGAUCCGGUUCAAUGAGUUCACGUAUGAGUUGGAUGUGGCCCACGAUAGUUUCUCGAUAUGGAAGUGCCAUCUAUCGCCACAGUACGCGUGCCGAGGCAAAGUUAACCUCGACGACGAUUGUGUCCAGGUAACGGUAACAGGGGUGAACCAUUGCCACGUAGCUACAUUGGAGGACAUGUUCACGCAACUGCCUUCAGAGCAAAAUGGGCAAAUCAUGGACAGCGAUCUGGGCUCCACUCGAGAGUACACGUUUUACAAACGGCCUGAUUCGGUGUAUCAACUCCGACUGGACGAUGGCCAUUUGUACAACUGUCUAACGAUCUCCAAAACCGGCGUCAGUUGCUGGCGAUGCUCCGACCGGCAGGCCCACAACUGCAAGGCCAUGUUCACCAUGGAGGGCAAGUUUGCGUCGUUGCUACGGAAUCGAUUCAGUCAUCCGCACGAUCCCGUACCCGCUUCGUCGUCGGAGGCUGGAACGGAACCUCGUAUCGAUGAGGACGAGGCUAGCGGUACCCGUUCGGUGGACUCGGAGGUGAAAAAGGGAUCAUCCAAGAGGUCGACCAGGAGCGAAAACGAAGAAGACAGGAAGAAGCAAAAGCGACAAACGCUGUAGGGGCCAGAUGGUUUGGGUAAAUCGACUGAGUAAUUUACUUAUACUUAUUUAGUUAUGAUACUGCUUUACUUACUAUACGAGAAUACAAGAAAUAAAUUGGCGAAUAAAAAUAAACGUUAUAUGUAGUAAUAAA